AUGGAAAACUUGUUCGAUAGAUUGGGUGGUGCCACAGUAUUCACCAAAAUAGACCUGAAGGCAUGUUACUGGCAACUCCGAAUUGCUGAAAGAGAUGAACACAAGAUGACCUGUGUGACAAGAUAUGGGUUGUACGACUUCCUAGUCAUGCCAUCCGGCUUGACUAAUGCUCCAGCCACAUUUUGCACAUUGAUGAACCAAAUUUUCCGAGAGUACAUCGACGAGUUUGUAGUAGUCUACUUGGACGAUAUUGUGAUAUAUAGCAAGACAUUAGAGGAACACUUGGAGCACCUGCGGAAGGUCCAAGCCCGACUGCGGGAGCACAAAUUAUAUGUGAAGCUAUCUAAGUUCACAUUCUCCCAAAAGCAGAUUGAUUUCUUCGGACAUGUCAUCGAGGAUGGACGGAUAAAGAUGGACCAACAGAUGACUCAGGUUGUCACAAAUUGGCCGCCGCCUAAGGAUAUCCACGCCGAAGAGGGCGUUCCUUGGCCUGAGAAACUUUUAAUGGCAAUUUGUGAAGUACUCCCUCAUUGA
Molecule: messenger RNA, 534 nt
Organism: Nicotiana attenuata
Lineage: Eukaryota; Viridiplantae; Streptophyta; Magnoliopsida; Solanales; Solanaceae
Product: RNA-directed DNA polymerase homolog
Exons: 1
Coding region: 1-534 (177 amino acids)
Source: RefSeq, a predicted model, not a curated record